This is a messenger RNA of Fusarium redolens, 1627 nucleotides long. Its product is annotated as uracil-DNA glycosylase-like protein. Bases 255 to 1361 code for a protein of 368 amino acids. Gene Ontology annotation, biological process: base-excision repair, AP site formation via deaminated base removal; base-excision repair. The transcript has 2 exons. The record is from RefSeq and is a predicted model, not a curated record. Lineage: Eukaryota; Fungi; Ascomycota; Sordariomycetes; Hypocreales; Nectriaceae. Gene Ontology annotation, cellular component: nucleus; mitochondrion. Gene Ontology annotation, molecular function: uracil DNA N-glycosylase activity.
CCCGAAAUUCUUACCACCAUACUCUUCUCCUCUCUACGCAUUGUACCACCACACAUCUCAGCAAUUACUUGCAAUACUCAUAGUUUUUGUCUUUUACUUUGACGAAUACUGUAACUGUAUAAUUUGGCUCGGUUUUGUACCAAUUGCCCAGAAUUCGUUUCGUUCGAGCUCUCGUCACAAGAGUCCCUCCCUCGUAUCGAAGGCUCAUCGUGCAUCCACCUCCCACCAUCAGUCUCCACAUACAAGCUAUCGCCAUGUCGACUCUCAAACGCAAAGCCGGUGCCUCAGCCGGGAAUGACUCGAAGAAGCCCAAAGCGAAUGGCAACAUUGCUUCAUUCUUCGGAGCCGCUCCUAAGCCUGCUGGUGCUGGUGCUUCUGCUCCCGCACCAGCCGUCAAGUUCGAUAAGGCCAAGUGGGUGGCUUCUUUGAAACCAGAGCAGAAAGAGCUCUUGCAGCUCGAAAUCGAUACUCUUGACGAAAGCUGGUUGGCACAUCUGAAGGAUGAUCUUGUUACAAAGGAGUUUCUGGACCUGAAGCGAUUCUUGGAUCGGGAAAUCAGCUCUGGUCGCAAGGUAUUCCCACCUAGGAACGACAUCUACUCAUGGUCCCGUCAUACUCCCUUCAGCAAUGUCAAGGUUGUCAUUGUUGGUCAAGACCCCUACCACAACGACAACCAGGCCCACGGAUUGGCAUUCUCCGUUCGACCUCCGACUCCUGCGCCACCAUCUCUCAAGAACAUGUAUAUUGCUCUGAAGAAGGAUUAUCCCACAUUCGAGCCACCGCCAAACCGAGGAGGUCUUCUCACCCCUUGGGCAGACCGUGGUGUUCUGAUGUUGAACACUUGCCUGACAGUUCGAGCCCAUGAGGCCAACUCGCACUCCAAUCGAGGAUGGGAGAAGCUCACACAGCGAGUCAUUGAUCUGGUGGCUCAAAAGAGAACAAGGGGUGUGGUCUUCAUGGCCUGGGGAACACCAGCCGGCAAGCGAGUGCAGAAGAUCGAUCGCGUCAAGCAUCUUGUACUUCAGAGUGUCCAUCCUAGCCCUCUCAGUGCUUCCAGGGGUUUCUUUGACUGCGGUCACUUCAAAAAAGCCAAUGACUGGUUAAUUACACGAUAUGGACCUGAAGGAGAGAUUGACUGGGCACUCGGACCUGGCACUUCCACAAAAGCUCCAGCGACGGAAGCCGAUACCAAAGAGGCUAAAUCUGCUGAGAAAAAGGCUGAGGUCAUUGAGAAGACCAAGCCUGAAGUGGUGAAGAAGGUUGAAGAGGAUAAGGAGAACGAUGCCUUCGACGAAGAUGAGGAAGCUCUUGAAGAGGCCCUCAGGCUGGCCGAGGAAGAGGAGAAAGAAAAAGAAAAGUAAUGUUGAAAUUGUUCGGGCUCGGAGUGUAUGUGUCAUGACGGCGUUCAACACUAAGGGAAAGGUACUGGGCAUGCAAGCGUAGGGACAGCUUUUCAGCUAUUAAAUUUUCGGUUCCGGGUCAGGGAUCAAUGUAGGAUCAGCCUCGGGAAUCUAUGUACAUGGAUAUUGGAAAAGGUUUAUAGGAUGGAUGAAUACGGAACACUAUGACGCUCAAUGCGUGAUCCUCACCUGGUGCAACUCCUCACAGCUUGACGCUUAGCAUAAAG